AAAGCAUAGUAGUGCACUCUUAAACCAGGUGUCAAAUGGACAGUCUGUCGAAAUACUGUGCUGAGCAGUGUGGUAAUCUCUAUCCAUUCUUUCUUAUCAGCAGAGCUCAAAGCCCUCGAGGAAACGAUGAGCAUUGGUUUAUCUGUGGGGACAGCAAAACCACGCUGUCUCACCGGGUUUGUUCCAGGCUGUUGACCCAGUAAGAAGCCUUUGUCUCCUGCGGUUUUGACUACAGAUCAAACUUCCCUGUGCUGUAGUGUAUUCAUUCCCACAAGAACAUAAUGUGACACAUCUUGAUCCCUCACUGACUGACUUACACGGAGGACACCAUGCAGGAGUGCCACACUGGGCUGUGUCUGUCUGUCUACAUCAUUACCUUUUUGCUGGGCUUCCCCGCCAAUGUCCGCUUCUACACAUUCUGCAAGAAAGUGAGGCAGAAACCCACACCGAUUGAUAUCCUCCUCCUCAACCUGACCAUCUCUGACCUCCUUUUUCUCCUCUUCCUGCCUUUCAAGAUGCAGGAAGUGAUGAACAACAUGCUCUGGGACAUGCCCUAUGCUCUCUGUCCGCUGUCUGGCUUCAUCUUCUACAUGACCAUCUACAACAGCACCUUCUUCCUGACUGCGGUCAGCGUAGAGCGCUACCUGGGCGUGGCUUUCCCCAUCCAGCACACCCUGAAAAGGCGACCUAUGUAUGCUGUCGCCGCAAGCAUCUUCUUCUGGAUGUUCACCUUCGUCCACCUGAGCAUUGUGUUCAUCGUGCCCUUUAUUGGCUCUGAAAACUCUCUAAAUACCACCUCAGGCCACAAUGCCUCAGAUAGCUCUGCCACUGGUGACAAAAAGAAAAAGGUGUGUUACGAGAAUUUCACGCAGGCUCAGCUAAAUGUCCUCCUGCCUGUGCGUCUGGAGCUGUGUGUGGUGCUUUUCUUUAUCCCAUUCCUAAUUUGCAGUUUUUGCUACAUCAACUUCAUCAGGAUUCUGUCCAGGCUGCAGCACAUUGACCGGCGUCGUCGCCUGCGGGCCAUUGGCAUGGCUUUAGGAACACUGCUGGUGUUUGCUUUAUGUUUUGGCCCCUAUAACGUCUCACACAUUGUCGGUUUUAUUGCAUGGAAAAGUCCUGACUGGAGAGACAAGGCACUGCUCUGCAGCACUUUUAAUGCUUGUCUAGACCCUCUUAUUUUCUACCUCUCCUCCUCUGCUGUGAGAGGGACUGUGGGUAGUGUGAUGGAAGGGGUUAAGGGUCGCCUAAACAGGUGCAUGUCUUGCCACAUGCCCUGGGCCUUGUUGGGGGGGAUUAACAACACUGCAAAAGAUAAGGAACACAAACAAGAAGAGAUCAAUGCUAUCUAACGGACUGAAAGGAAGCUUUGAGUAGCUGUCUGAUGAACUUCCUAUUUGGAAACGAGACUGAGCCAGCCACAGAAGAUAUUAUGCAGUCUAAAGCCAUGGUGACAGGCUACGUUGAACUGUCACAUUCAAAGGAAAAACAUUUCUAACAUAAUUCAGAAGAUCUCCAUUUAUGAAGUUGCAGGUGUUGGGGAGUGCUGCGCUAGAGACAGCAACAAAACGAAUAUCUAAGCAACAGCUUCAGACGUUAUCUCUAAGCAAUAAGAGAUAAAGCUUUCCUACCAGCUUGAACCAUGAUCAGGAUAUGUCGUCUGUUUGUAAAAAGAUGCUCAUUAUGUGUGAUAUGUUGUGGUGAAAAACUCAAAGUCAAGUAUGUUGAAAAUGACAGGGCUUACAUGUAGAGUAUGCAGCUAAUUUACAGUGUGUUCUUUAUGUGAACAUAGUAUAUCUGUGUAUUUGCCUUACAUGGCAAUACAAUUUUAUAUUUAAACUAUGAUUUGAUUAGAAGCAUUUAGUUACACAUAUAUGGCAUAUGGAAUA
Micropterus salmoides (largemouth bass) is the source of this 1886-nucleotide messenger RNA. RefSeq names its product free fatty acid receptor 2-like. NCBI's taxonomy places the organism in Eukaryota, Metazoa, Chordata, Actinopteri, Centrarchiformes, Centrarchidae. The record is from RefSeq and is a predicted model, not a curated record. Gene Ontology annotation, biological process: cellular response to fatty acid; G protein-coupled receptor signaling pathway. Gene Ontology annotation, molecular function: G protein-coupled receptor activity. Gene Ontology annotation, cellular component: plasma membrane.